Micromonas commoda is the source of this 942-nucleotide messenger RNA. RefSeq lists its product with no specific name. Gene Ontology annotation, cellular component: endoplasmic reticulum. The transcript has 3 exons. The record is from RefSeq and is a predicted model, not a curated record. Gene Ontology annotation, molecular function: protein disulfide isomerase activity. The coding region runs from base 23 to 685 and encodes 220 amino acids. Lineage: Eukaryota; Viridiplantae; Chlorophyta; Mamiellophyceae; Mamiellales; Mamiellaceae. Gene Ontology annotation, biological process: protein folding.
CUCGCUUCCGGUCCUGAUCAAGAUGCGUGUCGCGCUCCUCGCGAUCGCCCUCAUGGGCCUGGUGCUCGGCGCUAACGCCGGCGCCGUCGAUCUCACCUCCUCCAACUUCGACGCCGAGGUUUUCGAGAGCGGCAAGGCCGCCUUCGUCAAGUUCCUCGCGCCUUGGUGCUCGAUGAAGCCCGCUUGGGACAAGCUCGGAGACGAGUACAAGUCCUCCAAGACGGUCAUCAUCGCUGACGUGGAUUGCACCAAGGAGCAGGAUCUUUGCCAAAAGUACGGCGUCCAGGGAUACCCCACCAUCAAGUACUUCACCGGCGCCACCGCGGCGACGGGCGACGCCUACCAGGGCGGCCGCGACUACGACACCCUCUCCAAGUGGGCCAAGGAUAACCUCGGCCCCACCUGCGGCGCCGAGAACAUCGACCUGUGCACCGACGACCAGAAGGCGAUCAUCAAGGAGAAGCAGGCUCUCUCCGACGCCGACCUCGACGCCGAGAUUGCAGCCGCGGAGGGGGAGAUCAAGCAGGCGGAUACCGACCUCGAGGAGCUCCUCAAGUCCCUCCAGGCGCAGUACGAGGCUGGCAAGAAGGCCAAGGACGACACCAUCGCGGAGAAGUCCCCGGCCCUCGCGCUCCUGCGCUCCGUCAAGCGCGCCAAGACUGGCGGCGCCAAGACUGAGCUCUAAGCGCUAGGCUCUCACCUUCGUAAGAAAGACAGAGCACGGGUGGGGUUGCGCGCGGCGGGCGCUCCGGCGACUGAAGAAUGAGGCGAGCGGACGCGUCGAGGAUGACGUCCACGCAUUACAGACACUUUUCGCGAAGAAGUCCUUGCGUGAGACCGAUACAGACGCAACGUCACGCUCGACCUCGACGUCGCACGGACGGCGCCGCGCUCGACUGGCCCACCCCCACAUAUUUUUGUGAAUUGAAAUGAUUCUUCACC